CUCGGCGGCGGCAGUCGGGCGUGAGCGCUUGCUGGCCCCCCAUGAGCAGGCUCCGGCAGUAAACGGCGACUGGCUCGACCAGCGCCGUCGCGAAUGUACCGCGCUCCAGCGCUAGAGCGCAACUAAUGCACCGCCAUGGACCCAGUGUCCGCGGCCGUGCCAAUCGCCGUGCUCGGCUUGGGGUGCCUGCUCCUCGCCGUGGUGGCAUGGUGGCUCGCCAAGAGCCGAGCGAAGGCGCUGAAGCAGCGCAGCGAAAAGGAGGCUGGCAAGGACUUCAAAGACCUUGUUCACCAAGCCGCUUAUAUAACGGAAACGGCGGCUCAGAAUGGCAGGACGGGAAAGAGCAUCGCGGAGAGCAAGGAGAUGUGCUUCGUUGUCACAGACAUUGAGGGCUCGACGCAGCUGUCGGUCGCGGGGCGUGCCGUGUAUGACCAGCUGCUGGCCAUCCACGACCAGCUGAUGCGGGAGGGCAUCGCCAAGUUUAAUGGGACACAAAUCGUCACCGAAGGCGAUUCCUUCCUGGUAGCCUUCCCGCACGCGGCUGAGGCGGUGGCCUUCUGCCAGGACCUGCAAUUUAAGCUGCUCGAUACUCCGUGGCCUAAGGCUGUGCUGCGGCUGCCGGGCUGCGAGCCCAUAAGGAACGAAGAGGGCGAUCUGGUCCUGCAAGGGCCUCGCGUGCGUAUGGGCGUGCACUGGGCGCUGCCGGGCUUGGUGGCGUGCCGGCCGCACGCUCUCACAAAGGCGCCCAUGGUGGUUGGCAUUGCCGUGUCCAUAGCCCAGGAGAUCAGUGACGCUGCACACGGCGGUCAGAUCCUGCUAUCGCAAGAAGCAUGGAACCAGUUGCGUGGGCACAUGGCGCGUGCUGGGUUCCCCAUCGUGCGGCGGCUGGGCCUGUUCGAGGUUAAGGCGGAGGAUGGGAAGCCCUAUUGGCUGUACACGGUGGAGGGCUCCCUGCUGCGGCCCAUCAAACGCCAGACUCCACCCCCGCGGAAGCUUGUGCAGCUGUGGCCACCUCCAGGCGCCACCAUGGCAGGGGACUGGGGCUUAUACGUGACGGACCCGCCAGAGCCGCUGCCGGGCAGCGACGACUUGACGUUCGUGUCACUCCGCCUGCGCCUGCCGUCCGGCAAGCGCACACGCCGGCGCCGUUACUCAUCGCACGCAAACGUGAAUCGGACGUCGCACCACCAGGUGCCAAGCAGCGUCCUGCUGGCAAUGCAGCAGCUCUUCGUCAAGCACGCUCAGCAGUUUGGCGGCUACAUGUUCGGCUCGGACGCGCUCACGGACCGGCGCGGGUACUUCAGCUUCGGGUUUGGGUGUCCCAGCAACGCGCUCCGCUUCUGCCACACCGUCCAGGUGGGGCUGAUGUAUACCCGCUGGCUGGACGCCGCGACCGAGUACUUUGGCCAGACUGUGAUGGGUAUUGACGGGCGCCUCGUGUUCAAGGGGCCCCGCGUGGCCGCCGCCAUCCACCGCGGCCCGGACUACGACAUCAUGCCCAUAGCCUCCUACCACCCCACUGCGGCGCCCGGCGCGGACUACUGCGGUCCGGACGUGGAGCUGGCGCGCGCGCUGGCGGACGCGGCGCAUGGUGGCCAGGUGCUCAUGACCGAGGAGGCGUGGCACGGCGUGCAGGAGCUGCUGCAGGCGUUCCCCAGCGCGCUGUACACGAUCAACCUGGGCCUGCACACCGUGGCGCCCGAGUUCCGUAAGCCGCGCUACCUGCUGGAGGUGCUGCCCACGCUGCUGUCGGGCCGCUCCUUCAAGCCGCCCAGCACGCUGCAACAGCUGGAGCUGGGCUACCGGGAGGCGCCGUCGGCGCACGAGCCCAUGACCAUGGUGUUCGCCAAGGUGGCCAAGCCCACGGCGGUGUCGCGCGCGGAGGCGACCGCGGGCGACCUGGGCGAGGAGCAGGUGCUGGAGGCCAUCACCGCCUACCAGCUGGCGGUGGGGCAGUACGGCGCGCUGGCGCGCAGCCUGCUGCCCUCCUACGGCGGCUACGAAUGCAAGGAGCCGGAGCCGGGGAAGUUCACCAUGGCGUUCGGGUGCCUGACGGACGCCAUCGCGUGGGCGUGCCACGUCCAAAAGGACCUGCUGCAGCUGGACUGGCCGCCGGCCCUGCUGCGCAUGCAGGGCUGCGAGGAGGUCCGGGGGGACCAUGGCCAACGGGUUUGGCGGGGGCUGCGGGUGCGCGUGGGAAUGGCGUUCGGGUACAUCAACGUCAAGAAGCCAAUGAACACAGGCCGCGCCGACUACUUUGGCGAGCUGGCCAACACCGCGGCGCGCGUGGCGGCUCUGGCGGCGCCGGGCCAGAUCCUGAUCGAGUCCAGCCAGGUGGACGUCACCAUGCCCGACGGCACCACCCUGCUGAUGGAGGAGUUCCCCACCUAUCUGCCCGUCAAGUGGGCCGCCAGCGGCCAGCCCCGCCUUUCGGCCCCGGCCAGGCGCAACGCCUCGGACGGCGGCGCCCUGGGCUUUCAAGCCGCGGGCAGCCCGUACCCGGCCAGUCCGCGGCGUGGCCCCUCCGGCGGCGGUGCAGGCCCCGCGGCGGCCGGGCGGCAACGGCGGGCCAGCUACAGCGCGGGGCCGAGCAACAUGGUGGCCGGGAUGAAGGAUACGCCGCUGGCGCUGCCAUUCCAGCGCAAUACCAGGCUAUCGGCAGGCCUUGGCGGCCCCGACUUUGCCGGCGGCGGCGCCAACAUGCUGAGCCCACUGCAGCAGAUGCUGAUGCCGUCGCUCAGCAAGAAGCGCAUUUCGCUGCUAGAGGUGACCACGCGCUCGCUCAGCCUGGGCGCGCAGCAGCUGCUGGCGAUGCGCCGCCGCUCGCGCAACGGCUCCGUCAGCGGGGCCGCGGAGGGGCUGCAGCUCGGGCGCGCAGGCUCCAGUUCGCUGGCGCCGGUGGAGCACAUCGAGCUGCGGGCGCUGGGGCGCUUCCUGCUGCGCGGGCUGGACAACCCGAAGGUCCUGUACCAGGCGCUUCCCGACACGCUGCUGGAGCGCACGUACACCAUCGCCACCGACGCGCUGGUGAGCAUGCCCGAGACCUCAAUCACGAUGCGCGCCGCCACGCAACGCCGCGGCGGCCUGCUGGCACUGCUGCGGCGCAAGGUGAUGGGCGGCGGCGCGCGCGCUGCGCUGCUGGCGGACGACGGAGCCGGCAGCCGCCGCCGGCGCGGCGCGGCCGGCGACGCUGCCAAGCUCCAUGCAGACGACACCGGCAACGCCGCUACCGACGACGGCCUGAUUUUGAAGCCGGGUCUGCGGCACGCCUCGGACCUGGCGAACCAGCAGGCAUACCGUGCGCCCUCGACGCUGGUACGCGCGGCGCGGCAUCAUAGCACCAUCAACAUGCCGCUGCACGGCCGCGGUCUGGGGGUGGCGCGGACGAUGGAUGCGGCGGUGGCGGCCGCGUCGCUGGCGGCUGCGGGCGGCGAGUUGGCCAUGACGCGCAACCUGAAGACCUUCAACAGCAUUGGGUCCGGGCGGGGAGGCGGCGUUGGGGGGCCUACCGACACGGGCGCCCCCAGCAUCAUGCGGCGGAGCGUCACUUCGCCCCGUGCCGCAGCCGCGGCAGCGGAGGUCGCACUGCUGUUUGCACAGGAUGCCAACCUGCAGUCCCACCGACGAGCAGCAGCGCAGGCCUUCCAUGACGGGCAUAGUGCCAUGCCCCUGUCGCUGCCCGCCAGUCGGUGUAGCGGCUCAUCCUUUGGCUCGCAGCAGCGCCGCACACAGCCCGGCACCAGCAGCUACCGGCAGCCCUCCGGGCAGCGCUGCCCGGAGCCUGGCGCCAGCGAGGAUGAGGGGCAGGGCAUGGGUGGCCUCGGCUCUGGCGGCGACCACCGCGUGGCUUCGCCUGUGCAGCGGGCCUUCACGGAACAGAGCACACCCGGCGAAGAUGUGCUGGCGCAGUCGACGGGCGGUUCGCGGCCAUACGGCGCCGGCCCCGACUCCAUGUCGGCACGGCGGCAACACCUCGCUGCCAUGCGGCUCACCGCCACCACCACAGCCACCUCUAACUCGGCCGACUCGCUGCACGCACACAGCCGAGAGCUGCACCUCACAACGCGCACGGCAGCUGACGCCGGCAGCUACCUGCCCGGGCCUGGCCGCGCAGGCCAGUCCCCGCUUAACGCGUCGUUUGCUGAAGCAGCUGGCAGCGUCGGUGGUGGCGGCGCCACUGGCGCAAGCGCUGUAACAGCGGUGGCCGUCAUUGCGCCGCAGCUGCUGGCGUCGCGCAGCGGUGGUACGGGUCUCGGUGGCUCGCAGCUGCUGGGCCCGCACGGCGUGCGCUCUCAAGCGGGACUUCCGGUGCACACGCGAGCACACGAGCCAGCCACGCGAGAACAGAGUGACCCGCUCACUCCAUCCGGCUUCUCAGGAACUGGGUCGACGGUCGGCGGCCUGGUGCCGCCCAGCCGCGUUUCGGAUGCUGCGAAUGACGAGGCACGCGCACUGCCCAGCCCGCAGCCCCAAGCUUCGCCGAACGCCUCUGGGUACGGCUUUCGCGCCACGCCCGAGGGCCUUGGCAGCCAGAUCCAGACCAGCGACCCGAGCACCGGGCCGCAGACUGUGGUGGGGCCUCGUGCCAUGCACACCUCAGCCUCGGCUGCCGCCUUGCCGGGGCCAAAUGCGCUGCGGUCCGCGCCGUGGGGCGCGCUCGCGCAUGCGCCCUCCACGGCAUCGCAGGCCUCCAGCCCCACGCAGUCAAACCCGGGCGUGUCCUCGCCUGUGCCCGGCGGCAUGUCGCUUGGCAUGGGGCGGCCCGGCAGCCCCUACCGGGACCGCGCCGGGAUGCGUCCGUCGCCGCUGGGCGGGGCCACCGUGGGCUCGGCUGACAGCUUCACUGGCGGUGGCAGGCGGCCGGGCCGCAGCAUGCUGGGGCCGCACUACCUCGCGCCGCUGCUGUCCGCGAGCGCUAGUGGCCGCGUGGGCAGCGUCAGCGACAUGUCCCGCCUGGCGCCGCCGCCAAAAGUGCUGCAGCCCGGCGGCGUGGGCGGAGCGGCUGGCGCCGCCGCCGGUGCAGGCGUGGAUGCGGGCCCGCCCAGUGUCACCUUGAGGCUGCAUGGCGCCAGCCGGGGCGGCAGCGAAGCCACCGACCUGGGCACGCCAGUGGACUCGCCAGGCGCCAUGCACUCACCCUUCGCCACCAAUGCUGGCGUGCCGCUGGAGCCACGGGCAGAGGCGCACAGUCCGGGCAGCGCCCGGGCCUCCAGCUCGCUGCGGAAGAUGUUUCUGGGCACGCUCGCCAACUGGACGCGCAAGUCCAUCUUUGGGGAGAAGCCGUCAUCCUCGCCGCGCGGUGGAGCGCAAGCGGAGGGUGUCGGGGCUGCGGCGGGCAGCUCUGGCACCGGUGGAGGGUACCCAUCUCUGCCGAUGAUGUCGUCCUCGGGCGGCCUCAACCCUGCCCACACCUCCGGCACUCUGGACCUGCGCGUGCGUGCGGUGCUGCGCGCCGCCAACGCACAGGCGGCCACGUCAGAAGGCGGCAGCCGUGAACAGAGCCAGAGCGGCAGCGCGCAGCAGGGUGACUCCUUCGGCGGGGCGGGCUCGACCGGCAUGCCGCAUGCUAGCGGCGGCAUCUUUGGCGAUGGCAGCACUGCUUCCUCGCCGCCGCACUCGCAGCCGCCCGCUGCGAUGUCGCAUUCAGUGGGCCAGCUCAGCGGCACGCCCAAGCAGCCGCUCAGCCUCUGGCAGCGCAUCCGCCGCGGUCCCAACCGGCGCAAGUCCCGCCGCAUCAGCGACACCGCGUGCGACAUGGAGGCGCAGGCCGACUCCUCGCCCGCCAGCGCUCGGGAAGAGCCCCUCCCUUCCCGUGUGCGCAUGCGGGGCCCUGGCGCUAUGCGCGCCACCGCCUCAGUCACCUACCCCGCAACAGGCGCGAUGGCUGCUGCGGCUCGUGCUGGCUACGGCGACCGCAUCAUGCACGUGGCCCUGGCCGCCGCCUCGGCCAGUGGCUCGGGCAACCCUCCCGGCAGUCCGCUUGGUCGCCGGUCUGGCGGCGCGGGAGCUUCGUUGACGCGCGCCACUGGCGGCGGCGCACGCUCCAAGGCUGAGCGAGCCAUGGCGAGUGUCAUGCGCGGCGUUCGGGGCGCACGGGCGAUGGGCACCGGCGGCGGUGCAUCCGCAUCCGCCAACCCGAGUCUGGCGCACGCAAUCGCCGUGGCAGCCGCGGCCGGGGGCUCGGUGUACAGCCCACCUGGCAGCGGCCGCAGCAACCAGGUGCGCAGCGGCUCGCAGCACCACAGCCACAGCAGCAGCGCGUCCAGCAUGUAUAGCGGUACCGCCAGUCCGCGCAUGACCAUGACCGGCAACGAGCAGCACCACCACGGCGGAACCAGCAGCGGCGUGGCCACCAUGCUGGCCAACGUUUUCGGGCGCGGCCCGGCGCAGCGUAGGACACAGCACGCGCCGCAGAUGCUCAGCACGCGAUACCGGAGGCGCAGCGCCCACAUCGUGCUCAACGAGGCGGCGCGCAUGGAGCUGAUGCAGCGCUCCGCUGCUGCGACGGGUGCGAUGGACGACUGCAGCCCCGGAGUGGAGGAGGGCGGCCAUCAGACGUUUGCCGCAGCCGUGGCCCGUACCUACGUGCAGCACCGCCGCCAGCAGCAACAGCAGCAGCUGCUGCAGUCAGGCGGCAUCGCUUCGGCCUCCGGCGCCGGCUUCGUGCCGUCGGGCGGCCUCCCGGAGGCCGCUCCUGUCAUGGACCGCGUGUCAUCCAACAACGAUGGCGCAGGCUCAUACGAUCCUGGCCACGGCGACUCCUUCAGCAACCUGCCAAUGACAGCGGCUUCCCAGUUACGGCUGGCGUCCUCGAUGUACAGCGGCGGCUGGACGGCCGCUGCCGCCGUGGCAGCCGGCAUCGGCGCCACUGCCGACGACUCCUUUAACGGCGCCAUGCUAUCAGCCCUGCAGGAUGCCGCCUCGGCCCCGGCCGUCUCUUCCGGCACUGGCACGGGCGUAGGCAUUGCCAACCUGAACGCUGCCUCGAUGCAGCCCUCGCCUGGCGGCUCCUUGAACGGGCCGGCGGCGGCGGCGGCCGCGGCCGCAGCUGGCAUGAUUGGCGGCGAAAGCAGCCACUUCUUGCGCGGCAGUGCGGGCACGUCCGGGCGCCUGAGCAGUGGCCUGCUAGUCCAAAGCAGCGCCCUACCUCCCGUGGGCAAUUUGCAGCUGGGCUCCUCAGGGUUGUCGCUGCACGACCCGGCCUACCACCGUGCGCUGCAGAACGCCAGUAGUCAUCGCGCUGGCAUUGGCAGCGUCAGUGGCGUUGUGGUCGCGGGCGCGAGCGCCGGCGGCGGCCUGGGCUCGGAGGCUAUGGGCGGUGAUGUGCUGUUCAGCGCAGAGGAUGCUGGCCUGUCUUCAGCUUUCAGCGUCACAUUCCCCAGGGACGGCGGUGGCACCCCGGCGUCUGGCAUCGACACCCUCGCCACCUUCGCUGGGCACAGCGCCGCACUUGUGCCGGCUUCACUGUCGCAGAGCAUCAACUUGCGCGACACGUCUUGGGGGAAUGCCUACGAGGCGCGUGGCGCGCCUCAGCAACCGGCAGCAGAGCUGCUGCGGUCGUCUCGGUCAUCGCAGCAUCACCUGCAGCAGUCGACGCGCACGGCAUCGCUGUCGCACGUGCAGCUUGGAGGCGCACCCCAGCCGCAGGACCAGGUCACCGUGCUCAGCCCAAGCCGGCCACCCGGGCGGAGCGCGCUAAGUUUCCACGCCAGCCCAACAGCUUCCACCCUGGGAGCAGGCACCGGCGGCGGCGGCGCAGCUGGGCUGUCCUCAUUUGGCAGCGGCCCGGUUGGCUCACCGGGCCGCGUGGCAGCCGCGGGUGCUUUGGCUCGCUCCCCGCAGCAGCUGGCUCAGGUUUACAGCAGACAGCAGCGGGCGCAGGGCCAGGGCCGGGAUGAGCGCUUGCUGCCGCUGCCACCACUGCCAGUGCUGCACUCGCCCUCAAACGCCCCCCAGUCCGCAGCACACCCCAGCCCGAAGGGAUCUAACCCAAUCCAGGCGAUGAGCAUCGGUUCACCGGGCGCCGAGACAGCAGCAGCCGUUUCGGUGUCUGACAACCUAUCCAGCGUCCCAGACCUGCUGGGCCCUCGCCGGAGCGCCUACAUGCCACAAGGCGGCCGGUUGGGGGCACAUGAGUUCGCGACAACGCCGUCCUUCACGCUUGGGGAUGUCGCAAACGCCGCCUACCCACAUGAGAUGCUGCCUGUCCCCAAGGGCGGGCUGCCGAGUGGCACAUACGCAGCGCAGUUCUCGCCGCACCCCAGCAGCGCAGGCUAUGCGAAGCUAGUUAACUAUGGCUCCCCUGCGCGCACGAGCGGCGGCAGCGACUUUGCAGGCGGCUCCUCCAUGCCGCGCACCGGCCACAGCCUGACUGAUCAUGGAGUCACGCGCUCGUCUCGCUCUGAAAUGCCCGAUGCGGCAACAGCUUCCAUUCGCAACGCGCUACACCAUGACGGCACCAGCCGCAGUGGCGUGGCACCUAGCCUGCAGCAUGCCCCGCCCAUCAGCCCAGGCGCUGGCCACAAGGGCCCUGCUACCACCCCUGCCCCCGGCCACACACGUGGCCCACGCGUCAUCACAGCAUCACUUCCCGGCCCCAGCCAUCCGCUCUACUACAACACGCCGAUGAGUGAGUGGGCGGAGCCAGAGGCGCUGGCUGCGAUGACUGCAGCGGCCGAGGCCUCGACUGCCUCUGCUGCAGCGCCGCCGCGCCGUGUGGGUGGCUUCGGCCGCAAGAGCAACCGGGGCCUCAGUGUCACGCAGGGCCAGCCGUCGGCGCUAACCUCACCCGUGUCCCCAGGCUCUGGGCCCAGCAUUCCCGCGCAGCGCGACCGCCUCUCGGCGCCUGCGCCCGGCCAGAACGCGCUCGUGUGGGCUGUCCAGCAACAACAAGUGCAGCAGCAGAUCCAGCAGCAGCAGCAGCAUCUCCAACAGCAGAAGCAGGCCGCGAUGCCCCAGUCGCAGCUGGCAUCGCAUGACACCUACAUCCGUGAGCGGCUGGCGCAGUUGCGCAACAGGGCGUCGCGCGCCAUGCCUGAUCUGCAACAGCAGCAGCACCAGCUCCUGGCGUCUCAACUACAGGCGGUGCCUUACGGCUUGCAGCAGCGCGCUGCGCAGCCUGGCCAGACCAGCGCACUAUCAGCACCCGCAAUGGCGGAGCCGGCAGAGUCCCUGGACCGGGCGUCGGCUUCGCUGCAGAUGCAGUCCUCGCAGCAGCUGCCGAACUGGCGCUCACACCAGCCGCCGCACAAGUCCCGCACCUCGCCAUCCUUGGCCAACCUGCACGGUGGCAGCGAAGCGGCUGCAGACUCCAACGAUGGCCAAGACGGGCCGUACUCGGCAUAUGCCGGUCACCACAUUGCACUGGCGCCUGGCGCACCCAGCGGAGUGGCGCGUCUGCAGCAACUCGCCACCUUCCGCACCUCCAACAACGGCGGGCCGGAGCCGCCGGGCUUUCACGGGCCCUUCUCCGAGGGCCGCGUGCACAGCCACAGCGUCCGCGCCGCCGAUGCUCCCGGCUUCCUCUCAGGCGACUCCGACCGGGAGCCGCGCCGCUCCGCACAGCAGCCGCACUUCGCCCUGGUGAGCGAGGUGCACCGAGCUGACCGAGACCAGGUGCAGGCAGCCGACCCGCGCAUGUCGGACCGCAGCGCUUCCUCGCUCCAGUUCAUGUCGCGGCCAGCUUCGCAGAGCCUGCGUCAGCAGCCCAGCGUGGUGACCACGCCGCCGGUGCUCAGGACGUCGUCCAACCGGGACAAACAGGAGCCGCAGGAGGUCAUGGAAUCGCUGCAGGACCUGGAGGCCGUGCUUCGUCGUGCGGAGCGGGAGCUGGUGGCGCAGCUGGACCACGCUAGCUCCAGGGAGGCGCACAACAUCAGCCGCAUCCUGCACGAGAUCCGGCGCUCUCAGUCGCGCAACGCCUCCAGCACCAGCGGCGCAUUGGCAGUGGGCGAGCCGUCACACCAGGUCCUGCUGGCCAUGAUGCGUUCAAACUCCACGCGCUCCGAGAUCCAGUCCGCGGCGCCGCUUGGGAACUUGCACGGAGCCUCGGUGGUGAGCAGGCAGGGCUCCAUCCCUGAAGAGGAGUCCGAGCAGCCGGGGCACGCCAUGCGGACCAGCCGGCCUCCGGCCUUGGACAUUGGCUCUGUCCUCAGUUCUCCCAGCUCGGCCGGUGGCCUCGCCGUCAUGCCCGGCAGCAGCGUCGCUGGGGUUUCGCCAGGCUCCACCACGGUUGAGCUGUCGCCGAUGUCCCACACGCCGCCGCCGGCGGCGCGGCGCGGCGGCGAGGACGCAGAAGCCCCGGUGCUGCAGGCCAGCCCAGGCAGGGCAGCGCCGCGGCAGCCGCCGCAGCUGCAGGCGGCGGCUACGGUGGCUGCGGUCCCGGUGGCGCCGCAGUCACGCCCGCCCAAACGAGGGGCGGAGCUGAACGAGGUCGAUUCGCUGGAACUGCUUGCGGCCCAGCUGCACGACGGCAGCACGGACAGCGCCGGCGGCGCGGUGGCGGUGGACAUCGCGGAGGGGGCGGAGCUGUAUUCGCCGUUUGCAAGCAUACAGGCGCUGUCGGAGGACCUGCUGCGUGAGGUUAGUCAGGCCUCAGCCCGGCGCAUCACGCGCACCAGUACGGGUAGCGGGCUGGCGGUCGCUGCCGGGGCUGGCGCUGGGGGGCCGGCUGGCGUGGGCGCGGGAGCAGCGCCGCGCGACGCUGCGCAGGCGCUUGGGGCAGGCGUGAAGGACCUGAAGCCCGGCACCGUGGCCACGGGCGGUGCCAGCCUAGGUGGGGAAGCGGUCAUGUCGGGAGGCACGGCCGUGCAGAGCGGUGACAGUCAUUGCACCGCGGCGCAGAGCAUGGGCUCCUCUCAAGGCAAGCCGCACAGCAGCCUAGCGAGCAGCGACGCGCAUACCGUGUCCACCAGUACUAUGCUGCAAUCGGUACGGAUGAGCCAGAAUGCCUCCUACAGCGUCCAGAAGCUCGACAGCAGCAGCGCCGACGCGCAGCGCCCCUCGGCACGGCCCGCCGUGCCACCUGCAUCCGGCCUCAACUCACCCGCUGCCGCCGCACUGGCGGCAGCCUCAUCCCCGCCUGCGGGGCUGCGCCCGCUGCGCGUCCCGGCGAGCAGUGCCGCGGCCGCCGCCUCCACGGCGUCAGAGCUAGGCGGCGGCGGCGGCGGCAACCGGCCGCCGCGUGAGCUGAACCUGGCUAUGCAGCCGUCCCAGGCCAGCGGCGGCGGCGCCGAUGCCCCGUCCGAGGCGUUGCGAAUGCAUGGCGGCGCACCGAGCAGCACGUACAGCGGUGCCAUCAGCGGCCUUGGGUUGAUGCUAGACCUGGAGAGUGGCUUCGGCUCGCCGCUGCCCUCGUUCGACGUCGUCACCGGCGCCAUGAUGCGGCCCCUCAACUCGAUGGGAAGCGCCGGCGGCAGCACCGCCGGCCACGGCAGCUCGCAGCACGGCGGGUCCAUCCAGCUGCUGGCCGGGUCGGUGCUGCUGCACUCCCAGUCGGUGGGUGGCGUGUCCACCGCGUCGCUGCUGGCGCCCGAGCGUCCGCCCCUGCAAUUAAACAUGCACAGCGGCGGCGUGGUCUCGGCAUCGCUCACGGGCCUGACCAUGCCGGCGGCGCUGCUGCCGCCCUCACCACCGGGCAGCAGCCGGCGCGCCUCGCACCUGCGGCCGGCGGCGGUGCAGGCGCUGAUAGCGCGCGAAAUGUCUGGCGGCAGCCUGCAUGGCAGCGCCUCCAUCACAGCGGCGUCCCUUGCGGAUGGAAUGGUGGGCUCCAUGGUGGGCUCGCCCACCGGCGCCGGCGGCGCCCUGGGCCUGGAAGCCGGGGAUAUCGGCGCCACCACGGGCAGCGCCAGCAUGGGCGGUGCCGGCGACGGGUCCGCCAGCUCGCACGCACCGCCCAGCGUCGGGCUGCUGCUGCGCGGCGGCUCCGGGCGGGCGUCCAAUGCCACGGGCCCCUUCAGCUCGUCGCUGCUGGGCCGGCGACACAGCCACAGCACGGGCCAGCUAGACGGCGGCGGCGGCGGUUCCCUCACAAUGGCGACACCGCUGGUGCUGGGCGUCGUUGAUAUGCGCCAGAGCCAGGGCCGCGGCAGCAGCAGCAGCACGACGCAGGACAUGGAAGAUGGGGAGGCUGAGCGCGAGUCUGUGGUGGAGGUGGAUACGGGCCCCGGGGCAGUUGCAGGUGUGGUCCAGGCCGCCGCACCAGCAGCAGCGGCUGAGGCGGUGGUAGCUGCACGUAGCCAAGCCGCGGCUGCCGCCGCCGCCCUCGCUAGCGAGGAGACGGGCGACGAGCUGCAACCCGCGCGCGUGGAUGCCGCGGGCGCAGCGCAGUCGCACGCCGCCGCGUGGCGCGCUGCGCAGCAGCAGGCGAUCGCGGCGGCGCAGGUCAGCGCCGCUACUGCCAAUGCCGCCGCCAGCGCGCGAUCUCUCUCGGGCGGCACGCGCACCGCGGUGCACGGCAGCAGCUUCGGCGGCGGCUUCAGCUACGGCGAGGAUGACGACGGUGAGGAUGCAAGCCUGUACUACGAUGGUGACCGGCCCUCCGUCGCCACCGUCAACUUCAGUGACCGCACCUCGGCCUUUUCGCUGAGGUCGCUUCAGUCCGGGACGGACCGCACCUCGGCGUUCUCCUACUUUGGGCCAUCCGCCUUCAACACCGCCUCCGGUUGGGCCAGCGGGCGCCCCAGCGACCGCUCCAUUCGCAGCCACCUGUCCGCCUCGGCGCGCGCGUCACGCGACGCCGCCGCCGGCAGCCCGCACGCCGGCGCCAGCCGCACCAGCGCAGGAGAAGGCGAUGGCGACUCGGAGCUCAGCACGGAGGAGCAGCUGUUGCUGUGGCGCCGGCCGCCGGGCGGCUUCCAAGGCGGCGGCGGCGCAGCGGCGGCGGCGGCGGCCGCCAAUCGGGCCUUCACCCGCAAUGCCGCCGGUCAGCGCAGCUUCACUGCCAACACGCGCCCAGGCGCGGCGCUCUCGCCGCCCGCGCUGGCAGCCAUGUUCAGCGGGGGAUCCGCGCAGGAGCCCGCGGCGGCCGGGGCGCGGGUGCUGGACCAGCGGCGCAGCCGCAGCCUCACGGUCAGGGCCGGCGCCAGGGCCGCUGCCGCCGCCGCAGACGACGCCAGCGAGCCCAGCUCCUCGGGCCAGGGCACGGAGACGGGCGCGGUGCUGCUGGAGGAGGCGCGGCUGUGGCAGGAGCCGCCGUUCCCGCACGGCCACGCCCGCUCGGCGCGCCGCGGCGGCAGCUCGGCCAUGAACUUUGGCGCCAUGAGCGUGGUGCCGGAGAUGGAGGGCGAGGAGCACAGCGGCGGCCUGGUUGGCCACCACAGCUCUGAGGCGGUCAGCGGCGCCGGCCUGGCUGCAGCGGCGCCGGCGGGAGAGGCACAGGGGGAGGCAGUGGAGCUGGAGUGGGGGCGGGCGGUGGCCGGCCCGAUCCGCUUGGGCAUGCAGGCGCCGCGCGCUGAUGCUGAUGUUGGUCUGGGGCCCGAGGCGGUGGGGCAUGCUGUUGAGGCGGGGAUUGGCGCAGGAGCGCCGUUACGGCAGAUGGCCGGCGAGCAGCAAUAGUUGCACCAUAGCGAUGUGCGGGCGCAGGCUUGACGGCGACGUUGCGCUUGCUGCUGACGCCCAACUUUACCGUAAAGGGUUCACAAGCGAGCACUAGUUGAGCUAGAAAGGCAGUGAUUUGGCAAUGAGAUUACUGAUGACGGUGGGUGUGGUGAGAAGAUUAACGCAUGCCGUUGGCUCGUUGGACGCACACGCUCGAAUGGCUGCUAAGGGCCGCAGGGGUUCGAUAUUGGUCCCUAGCCUUGAAGUCAUACCGGGAAGGGACGCACAUACAUACUUGAAAUUACAUGGGCCACAGCAGUUCAGGCAUCGAGGGAAGCUGGGUCCCCACAAGGAGCGCGCUCAGUACAUCUGCACGUGAAGGAAUUCGGUAGCACUCGAUUACUGGAUGAUCAGGUUGACCGUUGGUAGUUGCUCGUGUUAUAACUUUCCAGGGUGUUAUCCCACGGUGUUAUCCAUCACCUAUGAUUAUGCUUUAUGACUUAGGCAUGUACGGGGCGGCCGAUGAAAUGUUUCCGGCAUCAAACAGCCCAAAGCAUCUUUGCGAAGGGCGGCCGAGUGCAGCCAGCCCCAGCGGGGUUAUUGACACAUUACGGCAUAACUAUAUGCGGCAUGCGUGGGCAUAAAAAGGACUGCUUGGGCGCAGACAGUGCGAUAGUGGGUGUUGGCCAUUGCCGUUAACGCUGGGCGAUAUGCAGUUGGGUACCUGCCCGCGCCUCUGGCGUACGGUUGACGUAGUUGACACAUUUUUUGAUGCCUUGUUGGUUAGGCCUGGCGUCCGCCAAGUACCGUAUAGCACUGACCAUCGAGGAACGCCUCCCACACCCCUUGGGGGGCUGCAAGACUUCUGGAGCUCUCCAUGGGAGAGACUGUAAUGGCAGUUGCGA
Messenger RNA from Chlamydomonas reinhardtii, 14441 nucleotides. RefSeq lists its product as uncharacterized. NCBI's taxonomy places the organism in Eukaryota, Viridiplantae, Chlorophyta, Chlorophyceae, Chlamydomonadales, Chlamydomonadaceae. The transcript has 23 exons. Gene Ontology annotation, biological process: intracellular signal transduction; cyclic nucleotide biosynthetic process. The coding region runs from base 136 to 13554 and encodes 4472 amino acids. The record is from RefSeq and is a predicted model, not a curated record.